Messenger RNA from Zingiber officinale, 2181 nucleotides. RefSeq names its product ATP-dependent 6-phosphofructokinase 5, chloroplastic-like. The transcript is spliced from 14 exons. Bases 219 to 1808 code for a protein of 529 amino acids. Lineage: Eukaryota; Viridiplantae; Streptophyta; Magnoliopsida; Zingiberales; Zingiberaceae. Gene Ontology annotation, molecular function: 6-phosphofructokinase activity; ATP binding. Gene Ontology annotation, cellular component: cytoplasm. Gene Ontology annotation, biological process: glycolytic process; fructose 6-phosphate metabolic process. The record is from RefSeq and is a predicted model, not a curated record.
GCUGAUCUCUCGUCAAUAAAAGCAGGCGAUUUCCUCUUCCCUCCUUCGUUUAAAACAACUAACAAGAAGUACGACGCGGUCUCUGGAAUUUGGGCGGCGGCGUUAGGAUUGAAGCAGAAUCCCAAGUCGACAGCAUUACGAGCAAGGGAUUCGAUUGCGGUCAGAUUAUUAUUUCUCAACUUGAAUCCUUGAAGUUGCUCAGCUACUUCUGACACAGUAUGACUAGCGUUUCAUCAUCCAAUAACAUUGCUUUGGUUGCUUUAAAAAAGCAGAGCAGACAUUUCAAAUUGCAACUGCCAUCGUUCAGAUUUAAUCAUUUAAAAAGUAGGAGAUUUGAAGGAACACUGAAACAUGCAUCCUACGUGAAGGAUGUCAGUGCUAUCUUAACCAAAUCUGAAAUUGAUUUUAAAGAUCCAAAUUGGAAGCAACGGAUACAAGAGGAUUUUUCUAAACAAUUCAGUUUGCCACAUUUGAAUGAUAUUUUGGAUUUGAAGCCAAGACCGACUACAUUCACCCCCAAGAGCAGAGGUCCUCUAGACGUGGGUAAUGGUGAAUUGAAGGAUAAGAGUGACGGCUAUGUGCAUGAUGAUGAUAGAGCACUUUUGAAGGUUCUGAAGUUUGCUUCACCAAGCUCUGCAGGUGCUGAGUGCAUUGAUCCUGAUUGUAGCUGGGUGGAGCAAUGGGUGCAGCGAGCUGGGCCUAGGAAAGAGAUAUAUUAUGAACCUGUAGAGGUAAAAGCUGCAAUUGUCACUUGUGGAGGACUUUGUCCAGGUCUUAAUGAUGUCAUUAGACAGAUAGUGCUCACCCUUGAAAAAUAUGGGGUCAAAAACAUUGUUGGAAUCCAGUAUGGAUUUCGUGGAUUUUGUGAUCAGAGUUUACGAGAAUUACCACUUUCCCAUCAAGUGGUUCAAAACAUUAAUCUUGCUGGUGGAAGUCUGCUAGGAGUAUCUCGUGGAGGGCCUAGUGUAAGCGCCAUUGUAGAUAGCAUCAAGGCUAAGGCAAUUGAUAUGGUUUUUGUGCUGGGCGGAAAUGGAACACAUGCAGGGGCAUAUGCAAUACAUAAUGAGUGCCGCAAGAGAAAAAUGAAAGUGACAAUAAUUGGUGUCCCCAAAACCAUUGAUAAUGACAUUCAGCUUAUGGACAAGACAUUUGGUUUUGAUACUGCUGUAGAAGAAGCUCAAAGAGCAAUUAACUCUGCAUACAUUGAGGCUCACAGCGCAUACCAUGGCAUUGGGAUAGUAAAACUGAUGGGAAGAAGCUGCGGGUUCAUAGCCAUGCAUGCAUCACUUUCCAGUGGUCAAAUAGAUAUUUGCUUAAUUCCUGAGGUACCUUUUAAACUUGAGGGACCAAAUGGAGUACUACAACACCUCGAGCAUUUAAUAAGAACAAAUGGAAGUGCUGUAAUUUGCGUCGCUGAAGGAGCAGGGCAAGAAUUUUUAAGCAAAUCAAAUGCAACAGAUGCAUCAGGAAAUGCAAUGCUUGGAGAUAUUGGAGUUUACAUGCAACAACAGAUAAAAAUGCAUUUCAAGAAUAUAGGUCUUCCAGCAGAUAUUAAGUACAUAGACCCAACAUAUAUGGUACGUGCAUGCCGUGCUAAUGCAUCUGAUGCUAUCCUAUGCACUCUGCUAGGUCAAAACGCUGUUCAUGGAGCUUUUGCUGGAUUCAGUGGCAUCACAACCGGCGUAUGCAACACACAUCAUGUCUACCUUCCCAUUCCAGAAGUAAUAAGAUUUCCUAAGAGUGUUAAUCCCAACAGCAGAAUGUGGCAUCGAUGCCUGACAUCAACUGGUCAACCUGAUUUCCAGUGAAAGUGACUGGGAGUAUCAUCGGCUUAUUUAGAUGCCCCUCCAAACCUCAUUUUUCUUCUUACAGACACCAGAGUUAACCGCCAUGCGGUUAGAAGAUUGAAGACUCAACAUAGUCAUCUCAAUUGAUCAUGUGAAAUUAUUGAUUUUGUGUUAAUAAGAAUGGAAGAAAACAAACUUAGUUGAGUUCUUAAAGAUCUAUAGAGAGUGUUGAUGUAAUUAAAAAGGCCUGAUGAAUUCAUUGUAACUACAAUUUCCUUUCUACUAAAUUCAAAUUUUCUUUAUAGGAAGAAGUUACCAUCAAUUUUGGCUGAGUUGUAUUGUUGUAAUGAGCAAUCAUAUCCAUAAUGAAUGAACCACACUUAGUUUUCCUGUA